Molecule: messenger RNA, 363 nt
Organism: Vigna umbellata (rice bean)
Lineage: Eukaryota; Viridiplantae; Streptophyta; Magnoliopsida; Fabales; Fabaceae
Source: RefSeq, a predicted model, not a curated record
AUGGUUGCAGAUUUUGGUGCCAUAAACCUCCAUCCACCGCCACCACCGCCUUUAAAGCCCACCCGCCGUCAUCCAGGGCUUUCGGCGGCACACUUGCCUCCCUCAUCCAGCACUUCUCCAUUUCCCCCUCCGUCAUCCACGGCCUCCUCUUCGGCCAUGCGCAGAUCGCCCCUCCAUUUGCCCAGAUCUGGCCUCUGCCCCUCCAUGCGCCCAGAUCUUGCCUCCGCCACCUCCCUCCGUCGCCUCCUUCUAGCUUCCCCUCCCUUCGACAACGCGCCCUUCUCGCACGCGCACACGCACAAGUACCGCGACCUCCAGCCUCCCCGCACUCGACCACAGGCUUCGUGGGUCGUCGACGGAUGA